Rhizopus microsporus ATCC 52813 is the source of this 1839-nucleotide messenger RNA. RefSeq lists its product as uncharacterized. Lineage: Eukaryota; Fungi; Mucoromycota; Mucoromycetes; Mucorales; Rhizopodaceae. Gene Ontology annotation, cellular component: nucleus. The transcript is spliced from 7 exons. Gene Ontology annotation, biological process: regulation of cell cycle. The record is from RefSeq and is a predicted model, not a curated record. The coding region runs from base 56 to 1591 and encodes 511 amino acids.
CUUUUUAACUUUCUCACGCCAUAUUAUUACUACUGCUGCUAUUUAUCAUUAAAAAAUGUGCCAUCAAUCUAUGUCUAUUAAUAAAAUACUGGUCAAUAAUCAACCUUUGAAACUAGAAAAGACAGCUAAAGUUAAAAUAUUUUAUACAUUCAAUGGAUCCCAAAAGCAUUGUUUAUGUUCAUUUGAUAUGAAAAUCGAUACAUUGGAUAAGGAUAAGAAAUGGAUAAAUGUACCUUUAAAACAAUGCUUAUUAUCUGUUUGUUCCUCAUGCCCAGAUCAAUUAAUUUACAAAGACGCAGCUGUUUACAGUGCUAAUUUUGAAGAAAGUUUAACAGUAGAAAACUGGUCUCCCCUUCAUGAUGCCGAGUCCAAUAUUGUUUGGGAAGGGCAUGGCUUAUUGUCUGCUGUAUUAAAUGAAAAAGAACAAUAUGCCACUGGAAAAUUAGUGUUGUCGUCAGACGCUUAUGAUUGUCACAUUGAAGUUUUGAUUCAGCUACAACCUGUUCAACAACAAAAAGAACGACAAGAACAAAAACAACCAUCACCUUCCUUAGAAAACUAUCUUCCGCCUGUACGUUCCAUAUGGGAUAAUAAUUAUGCACCACCUCCACCUCCACCAGCUAAAGCUUCACCGUCACCUCCACAAUUGCCCAUACUACCCUGGGCCAGACCAGACUCAUCCCGUUUGCCUUCAAUUCAAAACCAUAACUAUGAAAACCAACCAAUCGAAUAUCCACCUGCCAUUCAACGUAACUGGCCAGGAAGCCGUUACGAUGCAGACACAUUUAUUCAAAAAAGAAAACAGGCAUCUGAACCAGAACAACAACCACAAAAGCAACCUAAAAAGACAAAACAAGCCAUGACCAUUAGAUCGAUUACCUCCACAGGCACCACAGACACUUACUUUCACCAAUCCAGACGAAAAAAGCGCGACACAAAACCUCCCAACGCAAACGACAUUCGACCAUUUAUAGAGGUCGAAAAGAACGAAGAUGGAGAAUAUAUCUUGCCUGCUGAAGUCGACUCUUGGACAGUAUUAAGCCUCGGUACUGUCGUUUGGGAUCGUGCUGCGUUCCACAACCAGAGAUAUAUUUACCCUGUUGGUUACCGAGUUAAAAAGUGGUAUCGUAGUAUGGUUGACCCACACAGUGAUACUCAGUAUACCUGUGAAAUCUUGGAUGGUGGCGAAGAACCUAUUUUCCAACUCAAUGCAGAUGAUAAUCCUAAUGAAUGCUGGCGUGGUCCUACUCCUACUACAGUAUGGACCAUUGUUGUUCGAAGAGCUUUUGCUAUUCGUAAUAUGGACUAUGGACAUAAUCCAGUUGGACCAGACUUUUUUGGUCUACGAAAAAAUACAAUUGCAAAAAUGAUCCAAGAUCUACCAAACGCAGACAAAUGUAAAAAUUACAUAUGGCAAAACUUUGAAGCCAUGAGUAAUACAAAAGGCAAAUCAGUAAGAAGGUCAGCAGCCCCAAGAAUUGCGUCCAUACACAACGAUAGAUUACUUUUAAAAUCAGCUGCAGAAGAUCAAUCCAAUAGUAGCAGUAGCAGUAGUAACUCUUCCUCACCGCGCACAGACGACAAUGAAUAAUUGUGUUUAUAUUAUACAUAUUUAUAUACAUAUUUAUUAUUUUAUAUCUAUACAAAUGGCCCUCUUUAUCAUGUAUAUCUCUCUUUCUUUCUUUCUCUCUUUCUCUUUCUUUUUUUUUUUGUUCUUUCCUUUAAACAUAUGUUUGUUGUCAUUUAUUAAAUUACACUAGCCUUUCCCCUUUAUGUUAAUAUGCUGUCUCAAAUAAAUUGUCUAGUGUCACUAGCUUGUUCGCUGUGCACUAAAAUCAC